Molecule: messenger RNA, 1137 nt
Organism: Strongylocentrotus purpuratus (purple sea urchin)
Lineage: Eukaryota; Metazoa; Echinodermata; Echinoidea; Camarodonta; Strongylocentrotidae
Product: CUB and sushi domain-containing protein 3-like
Exons: 7
Coding region: 97-1137 (346 amino acids)
Source: RefSeq, a predicted model, not a curated record
CACGCCCAUUCUGAACAUUUAUAAAUACAGUUCCUUUCUUUACAAGUGGAACUUGAAAGGUGGUAUCGGAUCAAGAGUCCAGUAGAUUGACGAGCAAUGGAGGAAAAGAGUUCUCACUAUAUUGUCCUGUUCAUAGGACUGUUUCUUUGCCUGUUAAACAGUGGCGGGGUAUCAUCGAGCUGCGAUAACAUCAAUGAGAUUGAUUUUGCGGAAUUCACGUAUGAACCGGAAGGUUUAGCACCUCACCCUGAAGGGACUGUUGCACUUAUCGAGUGUGGUGUCUUGUAUCAGAUCGUGCCCACGGCUUUUGAGAGAACAACAUGCACCAAUGGAUCGUGGACAGGACCGUUGCCCCGAUGCAGACAUGUUCCGAGAAAUUGUCAACGUCAUAAAGGCUUGGUCCAGAUCUACGGACGGGAUUGUCAGACCCGAUGCAGGAACCGUCUUGAGGGGGGUUGUACUGGAGACAGGCGAUGUCAUUGCGACGGGGUGUGUGGGUGGAGUUGUAUUUCAAUUUCUAUACAGUGUCAUCGACUCGAAACACCACCGCACGCUCUCCCCGGACCGUGCUCUCCUCCUUACAACACCGGCAAGAUGUGCACAUAUUCCUGCAUGGCAGGAUACACGAAGAUUGGAGGAGAUAACAGGAGAAUAUGUGACGAGCAUGGUGAAUGGAUUGGGAUUCCCAUACGCUGUGAACGGGCUAUACAGUGUCAUCGACUCGAAACACCACCGCACGCUCUCCCCGGACCGUGCUCUCCUCCUUACAACACCGGCAAGAUGUGCACAUAUUCCUGCAUGGCAGGAUACACGAAGAUUGGAGGAGAUAACAGGAGAAUAUGUGACGAGCAUGGUGAAUGGAUUGGGAUUCCCAUACGCUGUGAACGGGCUAUACAGUGUCAUCGACUCGAAACACCACCGCACGCUCUCCCCGGACCGUGCUCUCCUCCUUACAACACCGGCAAGAUGUGCACAUAUUCCUGCAUGGCAGGAUACACGAAGAUUGGAGGAGAUAACAGGAGAAUAUGUGACGAGCAUGGUGAAUGGAUUGGGAUUCCCAUACGCUGUGAACGGGAUUCUGGGACUCGAACCGCUUCAUCUUGUAAUCCCGACCUGGCUUUCCUUGAUCCGUUGUAA